GCUGGACGAAAGUCUUUAAAAUGGACCUAGGCAGCAGGAAGUCGAGCUGUUGUUUGCCCAAAAGGGAAAGGGGAAAAGUCAUCUGGAUUUUGCGUCCCUGAAACUAUCACACUCACUGGGGAAGAUUAAAAAAAAAGUCCGGACAUGGCACACAAUUCAACAAACAAUGUACAGAUAUUCAACAAACCCAGGGUGGAGCUUCAUCUUCAUCUUGAUGGGGCUAUAAAACCUGAGACAAUUUUAUACUUUGGCAAAAAACGAGGUAUCAAAUUGCCAGCAGACUCGGUAGAAGGUCUUAUGAGCUACGUUGGAUAUGAUGAACCCCGUAACCUCACUCAAUUUCUUGAAAUAUUUAGCUACUACAUGCCAGCUAUUGCUGGAGACAGAGAUGCUGUGAGAAGAAUAGCCUAUGAGCUUGUGGAAAUGAAAGCAAAAGAGGGUGUUAUAUAUUUUGAAGCAAGAUACAGUCCUCAUCUAUUUGCCAACUCCAAUGUUAUUCCCAUUCCUUGGAACCAAAAGCCAGGGGACCUGACUCCAGAUGAAGUAGUUCAUCUUGUCAACCAAGGUUUCCAGGAAGGAGAAAAACAUUUUAAAAUCAAAGCAAGGUCCAUUCUUUGCUGCAUGCGUCAUAUGCCAGAAUGGUCUACUGAAAUUGUGAGCCUGUGUAAGAAGUAUCGCAAUGAAGGUGUUGUGGGUAUGGACUUGGCAGGUGAUGAGUCUUUAAACUGUAAACUCAACUCAGGCCAUUGCACUGCCUAUGAGGAGGCUUUUAAGAAUGGCAUCCAUCGAACUGUACAUGCAGGUGAAGUUGGACCUUCUACAGUGGUCAAAGAGGCUGUCGAUGUUUUGAAAGCUGAACGAAUUGGACAUGGGUAUCACACAAUUGACGAUUUUUGUCUUUACAAGCGUUUGUUGAAACUGAAUAUACAUUUUGAGAUAUGCCCCUGGUCUAGCUAUCUCACUGGAGCUUGUGACCCAGAUUUAAUGAAGCAUCCAGCUAUUAGGUUUAGAAAGGACAAAGCAAAUUAUUCUCUGAAUACUGAUGAUCCAUUGAUAUUCAAAUCUACACUAGAUAAGGAUUAUUGUGUUGUCUCAAAAUACAUGGGUUUCACAGAAGAUGAUUUCAUGGAAGCGAAUAUUAAUGGAGCUAGAUCCUGCUUUCUCCCUGAUAAAGAAAAAGAAGAACUUUUGAUGACGCUGUACGAGGCUUACGGAAUGGUGCAGAGCACUGUAUGUUAAACAGCUCCUGGUAAAUCACCCAUACAAAUGGGAAAUCGGUCUUCAAAGUGACUGUGUAAUGUAUAUAAUUGCAGACAGAAAUUGAAACUAUUUGUGAAUAUCAUCAAUAACUGUUCAAUUUGUGACUAUUGUGUAAUGCAACUCUCUUUGUUUCCUUAUGAGGAGAAUGCAAUAUAGCCUAAAUUGACUUCAUGAUUUGAACAAUUUUCAAGCUCUUUCCAAUCAAAAACGUGACUUCAUUUUGUUUACAAUGUCCAAAUUUAUUUAGAUAAUAUUUUAAGAGAAUUAUUUAAGAUGCACAGAGCAUUGUUCUACGUGAAAGCAGAAUUUAUGAAACAUUUAAUUUAGCCUGGUACCUCAUUUACAAAUAUUCCAAAGAAUGACUAAAUCAUAGGCAAUAAAAGAUUUUUGAUACACCUUAUUCGUUCAGUUAUCUCUGGCGGCACAACCAGGAUUGUGGACAUAUUUAUUCCUACAUAUCAGAUGCCAACUUAGAUACCGUGGAUUUCACAUCAAUAAGCACAAUAUAGCAACAUUGUUACCCAGUUGCAAUGUACGCAAAGAGAAAUUGUUUCUUCAAUUUAAUGACCGUGGAACGUGAUUGGAAAGAGAGAAUCUAGAAGGCUUAACCUUUUCUAUCGGAGGACACAGUUAUUCUGUCAGACUGAAUUCACAUUACUGUUGGAUAUUUGGAAUUGCAUUGAUACUCCAUGUUCAGUAAUUGUUCAAUGUGAUUUCAUUUACAAUCUUAGACGGCAAAGUGAUUAGAUUGUUGUUAUUGGAAAGUGAAGUCAAUGAAUGUUCAUAAAGGAAGACCAAAAGCAGACCUUUCAGACAAUUUGCUGGGUUUAUUACAUUCUUGAUCUGGAUCUUCCAUCAAUUAAAUAUUUGGGUACUUCAAGUUUAUUGUGUAAGUGUGUUCAGUAUAUUCACAUUUUGUUAUAAAAAUUAUAUUUAAACUAUCUCUUUCCUGUUAAUGUGCAUAGUAUAUGUAACUGUGCAGAUAAUCUAUUGGAGUAUUUACAAUAUAUUUGUCUCAUAUUCAUCAAUGAAUGCCUUUUAUAUUACACUGGCAGCUAUGUUACAUGUGAGCUUGAACCUCUACAAUUAGUUACUUCCUCAACAUUUUUUGGAGCCUAAGUCUAAAAGUUCAAAACCCACCUAAUUCACUGUUAUCCCUUAAGGGAAUGAAACUGCCAUCUUUACCUGAUCUGCCUAUAUGUGACUCCAGAUCCGUGGCAAUGUCGUUGACUCUUAACAGUUUUCUGAAAUGGCCCAGCAAGCCACUCAGCUCGAGGGCAAUUAAGGAUUGGCAACAAAAGCGGACCUUGACAAUAAUACCCAUAUUGCAUGAAAGGAUACAGAAAAAAAAAUCCGUGAACAUUUCAGUUGUAUCCUCCAUGCUUUGGUCUUGGUGUGGCAAAACCCGUACAAAACACUUAAUGUAGAAAUGAUGAAGUUACAAUUGCCUUUGUAUUUCACUUUCUUAGAAGGCUUAUUAAUGAAGCAUUUUGCACAGUCAUUUGUUUGAGCAAAACACUGCCGAUGCCUACUCACAGCUUAUCAAAUCACACCAGCAAUGCAUGCUGCUGAAAAUUCCAUAUUGGAACUAUCAUCAAGCUAAAUACAUAAAUGUGUUUUCACAACUUUAUGGGAUCAGUUCAAGCUUGAUGUUCUUUAUUAAAUGUGAGGAAGGAAGCAUUGCACAUGCCUUUUAUAAUUCAUUCCUAUAAGAAGUGCAGCUAAUGUACAUUUGCAGAAUUCACAUGUACCAAGAUAUUCUUUUUCUAUACACAUUUGCAAAAGUUACAAAACAUAUUGAAAUAGAGGCUUUUCCAAACUUUAUUUCAAAUUAUUCAUGAGUUCCAAUGGUAUUUAUUGAAUGUCUAUUUCUACACUGUUAGUUAAACUUAUCUACAUCAACAGAGCAUAGUUACCAACUCAAUAAAUGAUAUUUCUUUACAGAAAACCCAUCCAAAAUAAAUUGAUUAAAAUUUUGACCAGAUGCUCUGAUUUUAGAAAUCAAUUUGAUGUAUGAAGAUG
Hemiscyllium ocellatum (epaulette shark) is the source of this 3282-nucleotide messenger RNA. Its product is annotated as adenosine deaminase-like. The transcript is spliced from 11 exons. Gene Ontology annotation, biological process: adenosine catabolic process; T cell activation; inosine biosynthetic process. Gene Ontology annotation, molecular function: adenosine deaminase activity. The coding region runs from base 145 to 1239 and encodes 364 amino acids. NCBI's taxonomy places the organism in Eukaryota, Metazoa, Chordata, Chondrichthyes, Orectolobiformes, Hemiscylliidae. The record is from RefSeq and is a predicted model, not a curated record. Gene Ontology annotation, cellular component: external side of plasma membrane; cytosol.